Molecule: messenger RNA, 1113 nt
Organism: Penicillium pulvis
Lineage: Eukaryota; Fungi; Ascomycota; Eurotiomycetes; Eurotiales; Aspergillaceae
Product: alkene reductase
Exons: 1
Coding region: 1-1113 (370 amino acids)
Molecular function (GO): FMN binding; NADPH dehydrogenase activity
Source: RefSeq, a predicted model, not a curated record
AUGACGAAGCUUUUCGAACCCCUCCAAGUUGGCCGAAUGGAACUCUCCAAUCGUGUCACCCUAGCGCCUCUAACCCGCUUCCGUGCCGACGACAGCCACGUCCCCCUUCCGUUCGUCAAAGAAUACUACGCCCAACGAGCCUCAGUCCCAGGCACCCUGCUCAUUAGCGAAGGAACAUUAAUCACAGCCCGCGGAGGCAGCUACCCCAAUGUUCCCGGCAUCUGGAAUGAAGCUCAAAUCGCCGGAUGGAAGGAAAUCACCGACGCCGUACACGCAAAGGGCUCCUAUAUCUACGUCCAAUUAUGGGCCCUAGGACGCGUCGCAGCACGAGAUGCCGCAGCCGAAGGCGACUGGGUCCCGGUCUCCAGCAGCGAGGUUCCCGCUGCAGCUGACAGCCCGGUGCCACACGCACUUACGGAAUCCGAGAUCCAAGAAUGGAUCCAGGAUUACGCGCAGGCAGCGAAGAAUGCCAUUGCGGCCGGGUUUGACGGUGUGGAGAUCCACGGUGCGAAUGGAUACCUGAUUGAUCAGUUUAAUCAGGAUACUUGCAACAAGCGCACGGAUAAGUGGGGUGGUAGCGUCGAGAAUCGCGCUCGUUUCGCCAUUGAGACUACCAAGGCUGUUGUUGAGGCUGUUGGUGCUGACCGGACUGCCAUUCGCUUUAGCCCUUUCAGUCCUUUCCAGGCUAUGAAGAUGGAUGACCCGCUGCCGCAAUUUACGUAUCUGGCACAGCAGAUGAAGCAGUUCAAGCUUGCUUAUGUUCAUGUUGUUGAGCCUCGUAUUUCUGGCAAUACGGAAGUUGAGGCCAGUGAGGCGAGCGAGAGUUUGGACUUCUUUUUCAAGGCUUAUGAGAAAGCUGGUCCCAUUAUGGUGGCGGGUGGUUACAAGCCUGAUUCGGCGCGGGAGGCUGUUGAUCGCUUAUACAAGGACUAUGAUGUUUUGAUCGCAUUCGGUCGUCCUUACAUCGCCAAUCCUGAUUUGCCCUUCCGGGUGAAGAGUAACAUUCCACUUACGCCUUAUGAUCGGGAUAUGUUCUACCGCCCCAAGGACCCGGUCGGUUACAUCGACUAUGAGUUCAGUGCCGAGUUCAAGGCUACUCAAGUUGCGGCUUGA